Odontomachus brunneus is the source of this 3532-nucleotide messenger RNA. RefSeq names its product zinc finger protein 568-like. Gene Ontology annotation, biological process: regulation of cytokine production; negative regulation of transcription by RNA polymerase II; regulation of immune system process. Gene Ontology annotation, molecular function: zinc ion binding. The record is from RefSeq and is a predicted model, not a curated record. Gene Ontology annotation, cellular component: nucleus. NCBI's taxonomy places the organism in Eukaryota, Metazoa, Arthropoda, Insecta, Hymenoptera, Formicidae. The transcript is spliced from 4 exons. The coding region runs from base 193 to 2280 and encodes 695 amino acids.
ACUUUUUGCAAGACUCUUCUGGCGCUGUCCGAUGCAAAUGCACGUCUGUGGCAAAUGUCGGCCAAUGUCGACUGCAGGAAAACGCGUUCUAACCGCGCCGACCGCGAAAUGUGAAAUACGUAUGUUUAUGUCGUAUGAUCGUGUAAUGUAAUUGUCAUUGCCAACCCGCAUUCGAGUACACUACGUCUAGCCAUGAGCUCGGAAAUCUAUUGCAUAGAUAUGUGCCGUGCCUGUAUGAAAACCGACGGCGUCCUGUUGUCGGUAUACGACGAUGAUAUUAAACCUAUGAAUUUACCGCACAAGCUCAUGGAUCUCACGUCUGUCCAAAUUAACAGGUUCGAUGGAUUGCCCAGCAAGUUUUGCUAUAAGUGUGCUUACCGUAUUCAAGUUUUAUAUGAAUUCAAGUACUUAGUACGAGAAACACAUAAGACAUUAUUAAAGAUGUUUGGAAAACAAAAACAUAUACUGAAGAAAAAGCCAUUGGAUAAAAACGAUGACAUGAAUAUUUCUACACAAAUGAAUGAAAUCAUUAAAUUUAUAUUACCAAGUGAUCAGAGCACCGAUACCCCAGAGAAUGUAACGACUGAGAUAGUAGAAGAGACAAAUAACAACACGGAAGAAGUCAUGGUCAAUAUAUCUCAUUUUUUGGAAAACUAUGAUGAUAUCAAAGAGAGUAAUCUGAGUUGGGAUGAUGUUGCCAAUUUACAAGGAACUGGUGAGAUGCAGAUUGAUGAACAUCCCAUGAAGACCAAGGAACCAGAGAAAAUUACAAAGAUCUUUGACUCAGAACAAUACACAAUAGUGUAUGUACCGGAAUCUGCGAUGGAAUCUACCGAACAAAUUUCGAUUUUUGACAUGGAUAAAGAAAAAAGCGAGAAAGACUGCAACACACUUGAAGCUGCUGUAGAAAUAUUGGAGAAACAGGAGGAAAUGAUCGAAAAGAUUCCGCCCAACGUGUGCGCUUCUAGCCUAAUAGAAUUCGAAGUAUACACGAAGGAAAAAGACUCUUCAUACUCUUCCACGAUAUCUAAGAACGACUCAAUGGAGAACAAAGAAGCGAGCGAAAACAAUGUUUCGAAAAUUGAACAGUUUUCAGCGCAAGCAGAGAACACGGAUGAAUCGGACUCCGAUUACUUCAUUGAUCACAAGGAUAACAUAUUGGGUAGCCUGAACGACACAAUAAUGCGGAUAAAGGAAGUGCGAAAGGGCGACUUAAUUAUGUACCAAUGUACAUUGUGUCUACAGAACUACAAACAAUUGUCAGACAUGCUGCUGCAUACCAUCGACAACCACGUUCCUAGUAGCGGGCCGUUCUACUGCGUGGUAUGCGAGAAGGAUUGCGAGAGCCACCGGGAAUUGCGAGCGCACGCGAAAACGCACACCGGCAUUCAGCCGUACUCGUGCUUCAUUUGCGACAAGGCGUAUGCCGUGAAGCGUUACUUGAAACGGCACAUGGCAUGCCACGUCGACUUGCCGCGCUUCCGUUGCCCGAAGUGCGGCAUUCGCUUUACCGUUAAGACAGAACUGGACAGGCACAUGACGACGCACCUGCGCGGCGCACCUUUUGCUUGCAGCCAAUGCUCGCGGACAUUUAAUCACAAGGGCAAUUACAAGCGACACCUGAUUACUCACUUGGACCCACAUGGUCUUCAAAUGCACAAGUAUCCGUGCAAGAUCUGUGGCAAGCGAUUCCCUAAUAACCGCACGCUGGAAACACACGUACGCGUUCACACCGGCGAGAGGCCGUUUUCUUGCGAAAUCUGCAGUAAAUCGUUCUCACAGCAAGGUAACCUGCUGAACCACGUGAGAAUACAUUCCAAUCCACGUAAAUACAGAUGCGAUAUUUGCGACAAAAGUUUUAAUCAGCGUGCCACGUUAAGGGAUCAUCAGCUAUUGCACACAGGUGAGAAACCCCAUGUGUGUAAUAUAUGUGGAAUCGCAUUUACGUUUAGCGCGGCGUUGAGGAGGCAUAUGUGGUCCCACGAGACUAGAAAACCAUUUAAAUGCGAUACAUGCAAUGCGGAAUUCAUUGGCAAGUACGAUCUACGACGACACAGUCAAGUACACAAAAACCAAGCCCCAGUGAAAAUGAAGAAACCUACGUUGAAAUUGUGCGAUGUUCUUCGAGAGGAAUUCAACAUAGAAGAUUCAGUCGUAACGGAGGAACCAGAUAAUGAAACUGUACUCACAGAACAAGUUUUGCAAGACGACGUCACGGAGGUUGUGCAUCAAGCCGAAUCAGAGAAAGAGAACGUUGAUGCGUUAUUCAACUUCAUAUAGUAUGAUACAUAAUAUUACACUAUUUACACUAAUACGUUUACAUUUAAAAUAUUUACACUAAUACAGACUAUACACUAUUCUAUAAUUAAGAAAAAUUACUAUUUUUUUGUAAUUUUUUUGUAUUUUAUCUUAUUCAAUACUCAUUUGUUUUUUAUUUAAUUCAUAUCAAUCAAUGGCAAAAUGAAAUUCAUUCGGUAAAUUUAAGUCAAAGUUAUUAGACUAAUUGAUUUUUUUUAUUUAUAAUUUAUAUGUAAAUAUAUAUUUUUUUGUAGUGAAAAUGUGCAGAUAUUGAAUGUUAACUUUUGGAAUUCUUUGAUAGCUUUUGGUAAUAGUUUUUUUUUAUGAAAAUUGUAGAAAUGUAAAUCCUUUUUUGAGACUUUUUGUAGAAAUAAAAGUACUGUGUUUUAAAAUAUUUAAAUAUUAAUAUUUAAUAUUUUCCAAAAAGAAAUUUUUUCUUUCAUUAGUUAUUCGUGAAUCACAGUACAAAAAUAUCAUUAAUUGUAUCGUAAUGUACAUAUACUCUGUUACUAAACGGUUUAUACACAUUUUCACUAUUAAAGUUGCAGCGCCUCAGGUUGUCACAAGUGAGAGACAUUACUUACAUAUUUGCACAAUAAAUAAUUAUGAAAGGAGCCGAAAUGACAAUACAUGAGACAUCUGAUGUCAUAAAUGCAACGAAAAAUUCAGGGAAAAAAGCUAGUAUUUAUAUUCUUAUCUACCAGAUAAGACUAUAAUAAAGGAUUGUUAUUUAUAUCUUGACAUAAUAUCGGCAUCUGACUUAACCACAGCAAUGUCUCCCAAUUUUGACAACCUGGAAUGCUGCAAUUUUAUUUGGAAAAAUGUGUGAAAACCGUUAUCAACUGAAAGAUAUACAGUUUUAUAAUUUAAAAAAAUUUUGAGAUAUGCAGCUUUAAACAAUUUAAGAGUAUUGCUUAUUCAUAUAGUACAUGAAUACUAAAGAUUUUGUUAAUAAAUUAUAAUAACGAAACUAUUAUAAUCUGCAUUUAUUAAAAGUAAUUAUAUUUAUUUACUCUUUUGAUUUAAUAUAAUCACGUUGUUGAGACAGGAGUUCCAAAUAGAUUAUAUAAAAUUAUGAGAGUAAUAUUAUUAAUAUUAAGCACAAUAGGAAUAUUUUGCACUACCAAAAUAAUUUAAUAUUUCACGAAACCAAAAUUUUUGCUGUAUGCAAAUGUUGUGUUAUUUUGUUAUUUUAAAGUUUCUUGUAAAAAGGUAGCUCUAUUAAGUAAAUAUA